AUGGCCAAGCGACGCAAGACGACGGCGCGCUCGACGCUUCCGAACGAGACGCUGCAACUCAUCGCCGAGUGCAUUCGCGACACGAAGGACAUGGCUGCCUUGCUCGGUGCGCUGCCCGAGUCGCACAAGUCGGCUCCUCUGCGAGCCCUCGGCGUCCUCUUGAACGCAGUGCGCGACCGCCGCAUUCCCCAGCUCGAUACAAUCGGGUCGCGGAUGUCGGAGCUGUCGUCUCGGCUGCUCACGCCCGAUUGCAUUACCAAGGACGACGACCUUCGCCGCGCGAUUGCUACGUACGCGUCGAUGGUGCCGCGCAUUCCGGUUCGUGCUGACACCGCGCCGUGGUUCUGCGUCCCGCCGCGAGCGCGGCUCGAGGUUGCCACUGUCCAGACGCGCGACGAGCUUGCGUACGUGAUGACACACUGGUCGGACCAAGCCGCGUCGUUGCGCGUCGAGCUGGGCAAGCUCGUUGUCGACGACGUCUGCCGCGCUCUGCGCGCACUCCCACAGCUGCGCUGCCUCCACCUCACAUGGCCGGCGUCGGCGUCGGCGGCGCAGCACUUGACGCUUUUUCUGGCCUCAUGGGCUCCAACCUCGGCCCCUUGGAACAAGGCCGUCGUGAACGCCUUUCUUGCGUGGACAACGCGUGCGGCCGUCAAGGCGCUGUCGUUUGUCCAUCUUUGUGUGGCGACCACCGAUGCACCUGCGCUUGCUGUCGCCCUCCUGGGCUUGAAGUCCCUCCAAUCGCUCCGCGUCGAGUUUGGUGAUUUUCCCCGCGCACUCUUUGCGACGGGCCAGCAACUUCCAGUGCGAUUGACGACGCUGACAACGUACUUGGAUACAGAGUGCAGCGUCGACGGGUUUCUGCAGACGAUCGGCGGCUCCAACUUGCGUCACCUCGAGCUUGGCACCGCGCGCCGGCUCGCGCCGCAGACCACGACGCGGCUUUGCCACGUCAUUUCGACAUUGACGCGCCUGCGACACCUUGGUAUGCGGGGCAGGCUGGACCUCCGACCGUCGGCGAUGACGUGGCUCAGCCGGUGUCUACAGCAACUCGUGACGCUGCAGCUUCGGGGCACAUCCGUGUGCGAUACGGGCGCGACGUUGCUGGCGUUGGUGCUGCCGGCAUGCGUGCGAUUGGAAGAGCUGUGCUUGUACAACCAGUCGUGCACGCACGUGGCGACCGAAGCCCUCGCCGCCGCGAUCCCAGCCUGCGUGACGCUCAAGGUGCUGGAUUUGUCCUUCAACCAGCUCGGAUCGGACGGCCUCCUCGCGCUGCUGCCUGUCAUGCGGUGCCUGGACAGCGUUGCGCUGCGAGGCAGCAACAUUGGCGACGACGGAGCCAAUGGCCUUUGUCGCAUGAUGCACGACACGGACCAUAUGCGAAAACUCAACCUGAGCUGCAACCCGCUCUCGACCUCGGCGGUGCUUUCGGUGAUCCAUGCGGUGGCCGAGUCCGUGGUUCGCCACGGCGUCGUCGAUUUGUGCGGGAUUGUCCACGACAAGGACGAUUUGCGCGAGUGCUGGGAGUUUGCCCGCGAGACCCUGCCGUACAGUAGCUGGUGCAAACUCAACGCCCUCUAUUUCUAA
Saprolegnia parasitica CBS 223.65 is the source of this 1587-nucleotide messenger RNA. RefSeq lists its product as hypothetical. Bases 1 to 1587 code for a protein of 528 amino acids. The record is from RefSeq and is a predicted model, not a curated record. Gene Ontology annotation, molecular function: protein binding. NCBI's taxonomy places the organism in Eukaryota, Oomycota, Saprolegniomycetes, Saprolegniales, Saprolegniaceae. The transcript has 2 exons.